Molecule: messenger RNA, 1237 nt
Organism: Cadophora gregata
Lineage: Eukaryota; Fungi; Ascomycota; Leotiomycetes; Helotiales; Ploettnerulaceae
Exons: 4
Coding region: 103-603 (166 amino acids)
Biological process (GO): protein targeting; protein import into mitochondrial matrix; tRNA import into mitochondrion
Cellular component (GO): mitochondrial outer membrane; mitochondrial outer membrane translocase complex
Molecular function (GO): transmembrane protein transporter activity
Source: RefSeq, a predicted model, not a curated record
GGUCAAGCUCCUCAAAGCAUCACGUCUCGCCCAAGCUUCCCGUCAACACUCUCGUCACCGCGUUGCAUCAACAGCUUCGGUACACACAUAUCCAAUUGAAUUAUGGUGCAAACAUCAACAAUCGUUGCCGCCACGGUUGGCACAUUUGCAACAGGCUUUGUUGCAUACGCCGUUUAUUUCGAUUACAAGCGCCGCAAUGAUCCCCAGUUCAGAAAGCAGUUGAAGAAAGAGUCAAAACGACAAGCUAGAGCCGCGAAGGAGGAAGCAGAAGCUCAUACUGUCCGACAAAGGCAAGCCAUCAGGGUGGCUGUGGAGGAAGCUAAGGAGGAGGGAUUCCCAUCAGAUGUCGAGGAGAGAGAGGCGUAUUUCAUGCAAGAAGUUGCUCAGGGAGAGGGACUGGCAGGAGCUGGAACCGAUAACGUCGAGGCUGCUCUAUCCUUCUACAAGGCAUUGAAGGUCUACCCAACACCAUCGGACUUGAUUACGAUUUAUGACAAAACAGUGCCAAAGGCGGUCCUUGAUAUACUCGCAGAGAUGAUAGCAGCCGAUACAGAACUCAACGUUGGACCAUUUGGAGGUGGACCUGGCUCGGACAUGGAUUAGACCCCCAUUCCAUGAUACACCCCCGGACUGCAUUUCUUCUCUCUCCUCUCCACGAACACUCGACCCGACAGGCCACCAACCCACCAAAUCUCCUCCUUCAGGAGCGACCUGGAUACCUACCAUCUACAAAGGCGUUCCGCUCCUGUGUACAUCAUCUGGCGUACCUUCGAUUCUCUGUCUCACUUGUACAUUUAUGACGGUAGAAUAUACCAUACGACUGUAUUGAUGAAAAGCGAUCGUAAUACCAAUAAAAUCAGGUCGAUACCACACUUAUUGGUUUAUUUCAUUCUGUGUGUAUCUUGACUUUCAAGACCCUAAGUAGUCUCCCAUCAUGGCUUUGGCCGUCUAGUAUCUCUGAGGGCAUUGCACUUGAUGGUUCGAGCAGAUCCUCCAUGAUAUUGCUUUUGCAGCAGCCUUGCUCCCCUGCACUGCUGUGAACGUGCGCUGGACGUGCGCUCUAUCUAGAUGUGGAAGCAAAAGUAACGUGCAUGCUGUCAUCGGUCAUAUUAUUCGGAACCAUGUCAUCAAAUAUCUAGAUUGUCGUGAUUCGGGAAAUGAUUUAUUGCCUCUCUUCAAUUCGUAGUUCUGUUGCUGCAGGCAAAAGGCGCUAGUAAUGUAGUCGGCAGGCUUCAGG